Messenger RNA from Oreochromis niloticus (Nile tilapia), 6090 nucleotides. It is a transcript of the gene cmtr2, whose product is annotated as cap methyltransferase 2. The coding region runs from base 169 to 2481 and encodes 770 amino acids. Gene Ontology annotation, cellular component: cytoplasm; nucleus. Gene Ontology annotation, molecular function: methyltransferase cap1 activity. The transcript is spliced from 3 exons. The record is from RefSeq and is a predicted model, not a curated record. Gene Ontology annotation, biological process: 7-methylguanosine mRNA capping; methylation. Lineage: Eukaryota; Metazoa; Chordata; Actinopteri; Cichliformes; Cichlidae.
CAGUAGCGUUAUAGAAACAUCUUUCCUUCUUCCUCAAAGACUUAAAGGUCUGAACACGCUGUGAGAGAAGAUUCAGGGUUUCCAAAGAGACACAACCCGGACUCUCUUCGAUUCCGUAGGAAGUGUCCCAUUUAGCUUCCAGUUUAUCACGCAGAGGAAGUGUGGAGGAUGAGCACAGGCAAUGGGACCAGGAGGAAAGUCGGCAAGCAGCAGCAGCAGCAACAAUUUAACAACAUGAUGGCACCUGACCCUGAAACUCUGGCUGAGAUGCAAGGUCUUUUUAGCAAAGUGAGAACGUAUGUGAAACCAUCCAGUGGGUCUGAGUGGUGCAUUCCUGACCCGAACGUUGCUCUCAGACACGCACCGGAACAGCACUGCCGUCUGCAGGCCCUGAAGGUUUCGCUGAAUGACGUGAAGAACCAGCUCAGUGACAAAAACGUACAGGUGUGGCAUCAGCACACCAGCUCCACCAAUCGGGCCGGGAAGGUGAUCGGUGCCGUCCGGUCUGCUGCCAACGCAGAGAUCUGCACUCAGGCGUGGUGUAAAUUCUACGAAAUCCUGGGAAACUUUAAUCUUCUUCCAAACGAGGCUCUUCAAAACGGAGAGCUGAACACAGUCCAUCUGUGUGAGGCACCGGGGGCCUUCAUAACCGCUCUCAACCACUACCUCAAAACCAGUGAGGCCACACGAUACUGUGACUGGAACUGGGUUGCUAACACCCUCAACCCGUACCACGAGGCCAACGGGGGAAAUACAACCAUCGCAGAUGAUCGAUUAAUUGCUAACACGCUGCCCUGGUGGUUCUUCGGCUCAGACAACACCGGGAACAUCAUGAUCCAGCAACAUUUGCUGGAUCUGCAGAACUUCGUGUCUAACAUGCGGAGGAUUGAUUUGGUGACGGCAGAUGGAAGCUUUGACUGUCAGGAGAACCCCGACGAGCAGGAGGCGCUGGUGGCGUCACUACAUUACUGCGAGGCCACAGCUGCUCUGCUGCUCCUGAGCCCCGGCGGCUCCUUUGUACUAAAAAUGUUCACCCUGUACGAACACUCGUCUGUCUGCUUGCUCUACCUGCUGAACUGCUGUUUUCAGUCUGUCACUGUCUUCAAACCCGCCACCAGCAAAGCAGGAAACUCUGAGGUGUAUGUUGUGUGUCUGAACUAUGACAACAAGGAGGCUGUGAGGCCUCUGCUCUCAAAACUGAUUCGUAAUUAUGGAUCACAACUAGCCGACAGAGAGGCACUUUUCCAGAAUUCUGUAAUCCCAGAGUCGUUCAUGAGCCAGCACGUGGAAGUGUGCUCAUACUUCCACACCCUGCAGGUAGAGACGAUAUCAGAGAACCUGCAACUGUUUAAAGGUAUGAGCACAGAGGAGAGGCAAAGGCUCGACCACAUCAGGGACUGUGUGGCUCAGGAGUACCUACAGCGCUUCCAGGUGUGCUUUCUCCCGCGAAGCCGAUGGAUUUCUCGUAACACCGUGAUUCCUGCCUGCUGCAGCGUGUCAGCCGGACGACCUCUGGGACAGAAGAAGCAAACGGGCUCCUUCAAUGAGCGGAGGGAAUUGCAGACCUUAAGCUGGAGGGAGCGUGUUCAGAGGGGUUGCCAUGCCACCUGGAUACAGAGACACUGGACUGAGGAGAGUGGGAAGGACUGCAAGCUGGAGGGACCCUUGUCCAACUGUCAGGUGGAUUCGUGGUAUGUUAUUGUGGGGACUGCUCUGCCUGCAGUCAGAAACUCUCCGUUCUGUGAUGGAGGGUUGUUAAACCACUUGAACGAAGCACUGAUGGACACAGCUGUAGACUGGACCCACGUGACUCCUUGUGACUCUUGCCAUGUGGUUUGCGCGUCCUCCAUUUUGUCAGAAGUUGCAGGCCAGUGUGCCGUUAAAGCCGACAAUUUAGGGGGAAAAAGGAGGACGCAGUGUUUGGUGUUUGGCAGCUGCUCGGUUUGGGGGAUCUCUGAUAGCCAAGUUGAGGAUCUAGUGUUAACAUUUUCUGCAGAGCCUUCAUUUCCUGAAAGAGGCUCCGUGUUGCUGCACGAUGGUGAGCCACUGUAUCAGCGGCAGCUCUUAUGUUGUGUUAUGUUUGCCCUGCAGAGCCUGAGCUCUGGGGACGCCCUGCUGCUGCCUGUGAUUUCUGCCCUCACCCGUGUCACGGCAGCUGUCGUGCUCUGCCUGCAUGCAUGUUUUCGCUCCGUCUCCUUCAAGUGCCCUCCCCCCUCUGGAGGGGUUGGGACGGUGCUGGUGUGUGUUGGUUUCUGCCCUGAAGCCGCUGCCCAAAUGCUGCUGGUUCUCGCCGAAGUCCAGGAGAGCAUGAGCCAGCUGUUAAGAGAUGAGGAGGGUAAAAAUGAGCCUGGUGGAGGCGACAGACAGGUGCUGCAGUUUGUUCCCAUGGAGGAGCUGCUCACUGGAGGACUGACUGACUUCCUGUGGACCGUGAACUCUGAAAUCAUCCAACGGAAGCUGCAUCUGCUCAUGCAGGCAUAGCGCGCUUUGGUGGGCUGUCACUGUGGUAUGCACUUUUUCGCUUCAGAAGCAGUUUAAUCAUGUUACAGUCCAGUUUAUUUGCUUAUGGAAUCAGCAGACUGCUCAGCUGCAUGAGCUUUCAGCAGUUAGUCACCGAAUCGCUUUCGCAUGUUGAUAUGAACUCAUCUGAUUUAACAUUACACUCCUCUCACUUAUUUAUUACAACACACCUCCAGAUAUUCAGAUUCUUUAGUGUGCUUCAACUCGAACCGAUGCUGGCAGUCAGAAGACGUUUAUCAGACUUCUCUUGAUAGGUGCAGUCACAUGUGAGACAUCUAUCAAGUGGAGCCACAAACAUGGCAUGGCUGAAAAUGCAAAUUACUCUCAGUACUUGAUCAGCAGAAAAUGUCCAUGACCAAAGUCUCAGAGGGAUUUCAGGAUGCUAAAUAAACAGCGGUCCAGCUGUCUGCACCAAACCUCCUGUUGGUCACGGAUGUUUUGAGUUGACAUCACAGAGAGCCUGAAGUGCCUGCUAUUUUGCAUCAACACGGUGUUUAAUCCCACUGUGUUGAGUAUCUUUUUAUCUUCUAUGCAGCUCUCCGUCAGAUUACUGUUUUCAGUUAAUUUCAUUUGUGUCCAGUGAGGAAAACUUUGUACUGUCAACGGACAGAAAAAAAAGGUUCCAUCUGUCAUGCUCUGCACAGCUGGAGGGGGAGUGUUGUGGGAUUUGUAUUAUUUGUCGUCUUUUUAGUUUGUUUAUUCUGUUUUUUCAGUAUAAUUCGAAUUAGGGGUAUAUUUUGUUAUAAAAAUAAUGUUAAAAAAAAAAAAAAAGGACAUGGAGGGUUUCUGUUCUUUAAAAAUGCUAGUUUACUUAAUAGUCUGAAGAUAACCCAAGUAGUGUAUUAACUCCUUAAUGUCUAGUGUAUCAUAUUUGAUACAUACAGUUUUUGUGAGUUUUUGAGACGUAUACAUCAUCCGUGUGAUCCCCCCCCCACUGAAAAAACAAAAUAAAUUGCACAAUAUUCUCAAGCAAUAAAUUGCAAAAAAUGCAUGAUACAAAAGAAAUUUUAUAUUUGCAAAUUAAUCUUUUUUCUCAGAAGGUUCAAUAAACACUAAAUUUAAAAAAAGAAGAAUUUUCUGGCCGUUAUUUCAUGGCUCACACAAGAGUUAGCAAGUUAGUUCCAAGCUCGGAUAAAUGAGGUUUGGAUACUUGAUUGGUUGAGACCCGGGUUAACAACACACGUUACUUCUCUGGGUUGGAUGUAGUUCAUGGUGUGACAGAAGGUUGAUGCUGGGGACAAAGUGAGAUAUAGGCAGAUGUUUUUUGAAGCAAACUUUAAAAAGGAGCGUCCAAAAGAUCAAGAUGAUCUGGAUAGUUGUUGAAGUACAUUUGGUCCUGUGCAAAGUUCUUCAACUACUUGUCAUUUCUUUAUAGCUUGUUAGGAAAUAGGUGCAGCAAUUUUUUGUGAUGUACAAACAUUUGUGGAAACAGAGUAUUUCCCAAGUGACUAAGCUGGACUUCCACCACCAUCAUAUUGUAGCUGUUGCUUUAUCUGUUCAGCCAUUGGUGGAUAUGUUUAUAAUAUACCACUUACAUUUCUAUAACCUAGUGUCAGCAUCUGUGGAUGUAGAAGAAGCUGUUAAAUCACCCUAACUGCAGAAGGUUCACCUCAGAGGUUUCAGAAAAACAAACCAAUAAAUUAAGCCGAUAAAAAUAGUUGUUUAUUAGUUCAGACAUAAGUUUGCAAGAAGGAUGGUGAGCCUGAAAUAAUCUGAAUGAAACAGUACAAACCUUUCAUGUGAGUAUAGGUCGAGUGAGAUUAAUCUGUAAUAUAGGUCAGUAAUGGGGGUCAAACCAUUUAAAAACUGCCAUUGUGAAAACUAAGUUGUCUGGAUUUUCAUUAUUUUGUUUAAUAGCGUUCGUGUUUGAUUGCAGAUUAUAGCUGAAAACUGGAUCACUGACAAAAUCGGAAAGUUAUAUUCCACUAAUCUUUUUUUCCCUGUGUGCCCGUCUCCAUUAAGAUCACCACCCCACACAAUUUAGACCACAGAGAUUCAUACAAAUGUACGGUUUAGGAGAUUUAAUCCAGCAAAAAUAGGAAAAAAAAAAUGGAUAGGUUUGUUUAAAAAGUGUGUGUAAGAGAGAGACUGGGUUGUGUAACUUCAAUAUAUUUCUUUCUCUGUGUAAUAUUCUUCUCCAUUAUGCUUUUGCAAAUUAUGCACUCACACACACAUACACACUACCAAAUAACUGAGUGUGUGUUGUUUCUGUUGAUUCUGACCACGGGCCACUCUGGACUUGAAGUCAUGCACGGCCAGUUAGUUAACUCAGUUCGACUCUCAGCAGUAAGAAAUCUGCGAGACAGCGAGGCUUAGACGGGCGAUCGGCUUGAGUGAGGAGAGAAACUACGUCAGCAAACAAAAGAAUUUGAUUUUUGCUUUUAUUUCAGGGUUGAAUGGAGAUUCUCCACUUGCUCCUAUGUCUGCAGAGUAAAGAUGUUGACAGUGAAACUCUCAUUAUGCAACAACAACAAAAAAUAAAUAAAGACAGCAGGAAGAUGCUGGUGAGGAGGACAUGUUCAUCAGAGGGAAUCAGCUCAGUUCAGUCAGUUUUCUUUGUCUGAUCUCACUUUCAGACAAGCUGUCUUGCUUGUUAGUCUCGCUCUACGACUUCAAUCGCUAAUCUGUGACAGAAAUAAAAUGGGUUGCAGUAAGGAAAGUAUUAACAUUCCUCAAAAACAUACCUGUCAAAACAAAAAGACUACUAAACUCUUGGUUUUAUUCCGUGCCUAGUUUUCAUAAUCCUUUUUCACAUUAAAUUUCCAAAGUGUUAAAAAGCUCCACUUCUGCAGCAGGUUUUUACCUGAUCAACAGUGUUUUUCACCUUUAAGCCUCACGUAACUUCAAGGCUAAAGGGAGUCAAAUAAAACACCCUGCUGAGGGUUAAAUGUCAAACACAUGAUUGAUACAACAGUACAAUAAAACUGGCUUUUUUUUGUCUUUUUCUUUUUUUUUACAAAAUACCCUCUGUCCACAGUUAUGCAUUUUUUCUAAUCAAACUAUCAGAAAGCAAAUAAAAAGACGAUCAGAAUAUAAAACAUGAUCAAAGGGUUUAAACCUGAAUUACCAGCGGGGGUGUGACUCCUCCGAUUACAAAAACAAGUCUGUGUGUUUAUUCAUCAAAUCCCCAAAAGGAAAAUAAUUUCGUAAUAGAUCCAUCUCACCCUGAUCACCUACUCUUUGAGAUGAUAAAGGAGAUACCGAACAUACAGGUACAGAAAAAUCAAAACAAGGACAAAAAGACCAAUUUUACUGCAGAGCUGUACAUGCAUUAAUGCUGCAAUAUCUAUAUGAAUUCAUCUGUGCAAUAAGGGUUUAUGCAGCCUGGGAGGCUGGUUCCUUUUGUUUUUUGUUAAUUUUGAUCUCUUCAUACACUUUUAUAUAGUUUCUAGGUUUUAUGAUUGUUGUGAGUGAUCUUUGCAUUGCUGAAAUUGGACUUAAUUUUGCUGUGCAUGUUACAGUGACAAGAAAGAUUCUAUUCUGUUCAUUUAGAAUAAAACCGAUUUGAAGGUAAGCUAAAAAGCUACUUCUGUACCUCACUGUUUGUUUGUUUUAAAAAAACAACAAAAA